Molecule: messenger RNA, 1071 nt
Organism: Penaeus chinensis
Lineage: Eukaryota; Metazoa; Arthropoda; Malacostraca; Decapoda; Penaeidae
Product: keratin, type II cytoskeletal 2 epidermal-like
Exons: 2
Coding region: 1-1071 (356 amino acids)
Source: RefSeq, a predicted model, not a curated record
AUGAAGUGCCUGGUGAGUCUCGAGAAUGGACCGUGUAUUCUCGUUUCCGUCAUCGGACUAGCUGCGGCUGGCACACUCCAGGGAUACAGCCUGCCGGGGUCAGGAAGCGGAGGGUUCACCCAUGGUCAUUCGGGAACAUUUAGCCAGGGGACAACCUUCGGUCAUGGAAGUACAUCGUUUGGACUGGGAAUUUCGUCGGGAAGUACUUCCUUUGGACAGGGAAUUUCGUCGGGAAGUACUUCCUUUGGACAGGGAAUUUCGUCGGGAAGUACUUCCUUUGGACAGGGAAUUUCGUCGGGAAGUACUUCCUUUGGACAGGGAAUUUCGUCGGGAAGUACUUCCUUUGGACAGGGAAUUUCGUCGGGAAGUACUUCCUUUGGACAGGGAAUUUCGUCGGGAGGUACUUCCUUUGGACAGGGAAUUUCGUCGGGCAUUUCCUUUGGAACUUCAUCUGGAACGACCAUCGGUCACGGAACAUCGUCAGGAUUAACCUUUGGAACAAACCAGGGUCUUUGCGGAGGUGGACAGGUGCGCCACGUGGAUGGAAGGUGUGUGACGCCUCGUGUGAACCGUCGCGUCUUUCUGUACGACGUUCCUUCCAACGUCCAGACAAGCGGACCUGUUAACAUCCCCGAACCUCGUGUGGAGACUAACGUCCUCUUGAUCCGCACGCCCGAAGGAGGCCUUGGGCCGCAACCUGUGGUCAUUCCUCCGCCUAGGCAGCAACACGUGGUGUACGUUCUGAACAAGCAGAGCAGCCAAGACCAGCGGGUGAUCGAGGUACCGUCUGCUGGCCCUUCAACCCCUGAGGUUUACUUCGUCAACUACGCAGACGGAGAGAACCCAACUCUUCCAAGCGGGGUGGACCUCCAAACUGCUCUUCAGUCAGCAAGCCAAGGCGCAGGUCAAAACGUCGGCUCAGUAAGCUCGUCAGGCCAUUCCAGCUCUUUCGGCGGCAGUCAGUCCUUUGGCUCAGGAACUCAGGUGUUUGAUUCAGGCUCAUCCUCCCUUAGCCAUGAUUCAGGCUCAUCUUUUGUUAGCCAGCCCUCUGGCUUGUACACACAGCCUUGA